This is a messenger RNA of Dioszegia hungarica, 1077 nucleotides long. RefSeq lists its product as uncharacterized. NCBI's taxonomy places the organism in Eukaryota, Fungi, Basidiomycota, Tremellomycetes, Tremellales, Bulleribasidiaceae. The transcript has 4 exons. Bases 1 to 1077 code for a protein of 358 amino acids. The record is from RefSeq and is a predicted model, not a curated record.
AUGUUCUUCCUCGUCGCCCUCCUCCCUUUCCUCGCCCUCGCCUCGGCCGCCCACAACCCGCCCCACCUUCGGCACCGUCGUCUCGCCCACUCUAUCCAGAUGCGCGAGGAGACACCCAACGGCGCCAAACUCGCUCGGGCUGACGCGGGUCACGCUGAUGCGCUCCGGGUCAUCAAGCGCACCGUUGUCAAGCGCGGUCAGACUUGUCGUCCGAGGCAAAAAGCGGCCCAGGCGGUCGUCGCUCCCUCCCCUUCGGCCUCGUCAGCCGUCGCAUCCUCAUCGGCCGCUGCAGCGUCCCCUACCAUCGAAAACCAAAACUACAUCGCGCAGCACUCGUCCGCCGCGGCUCCGUGGCACUCGCCGGCCGCUCCCCCUCCCGCUCCCCCAAAGCCCAGCCCACCGGCGCCCCCACCCCAGCAGGGCGGUGGUGGAGGCGGCGGCGGCGUUGGUCAGAACUGGGGCACUCUGCAGGUCAACGACGGCAAGUGCGGUUGGUGCAACUCGAACGGUGAUCAGCCGAACGGGUCUCAGGACUGGCUCAACUGCGGUCUCAACUCUGGCGGAUGGACCCCUCCUCACGUCACCGUCGAUCAGCUCAUCACCAAGGAGCUCGACGCCCACGGUGUCUUUGCCCCUUGCGCGCAGUACUUUGAUCUGUUCAGGCAGUACGGAGGCGAAUUCCACAUCCCACCUAUCAUGCUUGCUUCCUUCGCUAUACAAGAGUCAACUUGCAACCCGGGCGUUACUGGUGGUGGAGGGGAGGCGGGUAUGAUGCAGAUUGCUCCCCCAAACUGCGAGGCUGGCAACAACUGCUGGGACCUUCACUACAAUGUCCGCCGGGGCGCUCAGCUCUUCCGCCAGAUGCUAGAUGCGAACGGGGGCAACGUUCUAGCCUCGAUAGGUGCCUAUAAUGGCUGGAGGAAGGGCAUGACAGUCGACGAUGCGACUCGCGCAAGGUGGACCGGCAACUGUCGCAACCAGAACAACCUCGACUAUUUGACACAGUUCCUGAAUGCUUGGGUAUUGGGCAAGGACGGCCACUCCGUUGGGUCCUACUGGAACCUCAAAGACUGUUAA